Messenger RNA from Botrytis porri, 1137 nucleotides. RefSeq lists its product as uncharacterized. Bases 1 to 1137 code for a protein of 378 amino acids. The record is from RefSeq and is a predicted model, not a curated record. The transcript is spliced from 2 exons. NCBI's taxonomy places the organism in Eukaryota, Fungi, Ascomycota, Leotiomycetes, Helotiales, Sclerotiniaceae.
AUGACCUCUUCAAAUGGACAGGGAGCUGAGCCAGGCAAUACUCCAGAGAAUCAGUGGGAAUAUGAUAUCGUAUCAACAGCGCAUCCCAGAGUUCAGUCCCGCAUUGAAAAAUGGCUUAGAAAAAUCGAGGACCAGCAACUACAAAAGAUCGAAAAUCCUCGGAUUCCCGUCGAAAUCAUCUUCCAAAUUAUCGAAUUACUUCUAAACGAUCACGACGAAUGUACGGCAGUCUGUGUCGCUAUUACAGGCCGUGCUUACUAUCGAUUCUUCCGCUCAGUUCACCCAGAACAUGUACUACUCAUUUCAAGACCACCAUACCCUUACAGCCCAAAGGGGUUCCCGCCUAGUCUCGCAAAACUUCUCCACGAAUCGUUGGUUCCAAAUUACCGAUUCUCGAAGCGACUCCAUCAAUACCUUCUUUGCUCCGUCUAUGGGGAUGAAGCCGGUAGUGACAAAGAGUGGGAUUUGAUCCAGCAAACUAGAGACUAUCGUAGCAUCAAAUCAAGACAAGGACAUACAGUCGGAAAACUAAUCUUGCCAAAUCCAUUCGGAAUGGGAACCGAUUGGUAUCUUGCAGCAGUUCGCCAGUUUGUCAAGCACGUUGAAGAAGCAGUUCCAGAUCUAUCCACCGUCGGUAGCAACCUAAUGCAAUAUGUACCCGUCGUAAUGCCCGGGAUCUCGGUGAUUGGGCUAACAAUGAGUACAUUCACAUCGACGGGACUUCCAGUUCGUUUAGUCAACAUGGCUUCAUUACCAGAUACGAUACCAUGGCUGCAUGGAAUACCAUACCCAGCAGUAACUUCGACUGGACACAUUAUCCCUGGACAAACGAUGCUCGGUCAAACCCCCAACCAAGAUCAACUCCGAGAGAACCUGAGGAUGACGAAUCUCGCGGUCAAAGACCAAUAUGCAAGAGUCACAGCAAUGCGAAAGACUCACCUUUGGCAUUUGAUGGGAAAGUACAUUAAUACGCGGAUUCUGGAUUAUGAUUCAAAUGGUAAUGUUCUGGAAAAAACUAGGCGUAUGUGUUUUUGGGAGGCAAUAGUUCACGCUUCGAAACAAGAUUGGGAACAGUUUUUUCUUCUUUUGGCCGACGGGGUUGAGAUUACUAAAAGCAAUGAAUUAGCUGGGUUGUGA